UGGGCGCGUUCUAUUUUGGCUAACAGUUGCAAGCUAGCUAGCCUAGUGAGCAAGACACGCUAGCUCUCGUUUCAUCGAGAGACGUUGACAUCUACCGAGCAGAGCUUUCAGCGCUGCUGCUUACUGAAGACGGCAGUUAUCACAGCUCUCCAUCACUAAUGGCUCCUCCGCUGCGUCACAGACUACUGCGCAUCUUCGUAAACGAUGAUCGCCAUGUCAUGGCGAAACACUCCGCCAUCUAUCCUACUCAGGAGGAGCUGGAGAAUGUACAGAACAUGGUUUCUCACACAGAGCGGGCCCUGAAGGCCGUCUCUGACUGGCUUGAUAAACAGGAGAAAGGGACGUCUAAACCCGACUCUGAUGCUGCAGACGCUGAUAAGGAAAUUGAUUCUAAAGACCCCGCCACUCGUACCCUGCGUGGCGUGAUGAGGGUGGGCUUGGUUGCUAAGGGUCUGCUGCUGAAGGGGGAUCUGGAUCUGGAGCUGGUUCUCCUCUGUAGAGAGAAACCCACCACCAUUCUGCUGAAGAAAGUGGCAGAAAACCUUUCUGCACAGCUGAAGCUAAUAACUGAGGAGAAAUACGUAGUAAUCCAGGACAUCCACGAGGCCAGCAUUAUCAUCCAAAACCAAAAGGAGCCCCCGCUCACCCUCACCAUUCACCUGACGUCCCCAUUGGUCCGUGAAGAGAUGGAGAAGACAGCUGCUGGAGAAACGCUUUCAGUCAUCGAUCCCCCGGAUGUUCUGGACAGGCAGAAAUGCCUAACUGCCUUGGCAUCUCUACGCCACGCUAAGUGGUUCCAGGCUAGAGCCAACGGGCUGCGCUCCUGCGUCAUCGUCAUCCGCAUCCUGAGGGACCUGUGCGCUCGCGUCUCCACGUGGGCUCCGCUGCGCGGCUGGCCUCUGGAGCUGAUCUGUGAGAAAGCGAUCGGCACAGGAAACCGGCCGAUGGGAGCAGGAGAAGCUCUACGGAGAGUUUUAGAGUGUUUGUCUUCAGGAAUCCUGUUAGCAGAGGGUCCUGGGAUUUCUGACCCGUGUGAGAAGGAGGCCACAGACGCCGUGGGUCAUUUGAAUAGUCAGCAGAGAGAAGACAUCACUGCCAGUGCUCAGCAUGCCUUAAGACUGUCUGCCUUCGGACAGCUUCACAAAGUACUUGGAAUGGACUCGCUUCCCUCUAAAAUGCCCAAAAAGGCUCGAACUGAGCCUCCUAUUGGGUACACAGUGCAAAUCCCACCCAGCACAACUUAUGCCACACCAAUGAAAAGGCCCAUCGAGGAAGAGGAGGGAACAGAUGACAAGAGUCCCAACAAGAAGAAGAAAAAGCUGCAGAAGAAAUCAGCUGAGGAGAAGGCCGAGCCCCCUCAGGCGAUGAACGCCCUCAUGAGGCUGAACCAGCUGAAAUCGGGUCUCCAGUACAAGCUGAUAUCCCAGACCGGCCCGGUUCAUGUUCCGGUCUUCACUAUGGCUGUAGAGGUGGACGGGAAGUCCUAUGAGGCCUCAGGUCCAUCCAAACGUACCGCCAAGCUGCACGUGGCUGUAAAGGUUCUGCAGGACAUGGGUCUGCCCACCGGAGUGGACGUAAAGACCCCUGAACCGGCGAUCAAAACCGAGGAGCCGGCUGCUGCCGCCCCUGUGGAAGACGUUAAACCAGUCAUAAGUCCCGCCUUAACUCCUGCAGCCCCCAACGCAGAGCAGCCCGAACCCGCAGAGACUGCUCGCCAGCAGGGACCAAUUCUGACCAAACAUGGCAAGAACCCCGUCAUGGAGCUGAACGAGAAGAGGCGGGGCCUCAAGUACGAGCUCAUCUCGGAGACCGGCGGCAGCCACGACAAACGCUUCGUGAUGGAGGUGGAGAUCGACGAACAGAAGUUUCAGGGCACCGGAUCCAACAAAAAGGUGGCCAAAGCCUACGCGGCCCUGGCUGCCCUGGAGCGCCUUUUCCCAGAAGGCUCAGCGCCUGAGGCCGUUAAGAAGAAGAAGGGCCCGCCCAUGCACCCUCCACCGUUCGCCAUGAUGGGGGGCGGGGAUCCAGGUGUGCCCCGGGGCAGAGGAAGAGGAGGGCGCGGCCGUGGAAGAGGCAGAGGCUUCAACAAUGGAGGCGGCUACGGACAGCCAGGUGGCUUUGGAUCUUACGGUUACGGGAACAGCUCCAACUCUGGCUACAAUUACAGCGGUGGGGGUUCAAACGGAGGCGCCGGGGCGCUGAGCAACCUGCCAAGCGGACCUCAGCUCGGCGCCGCACAGGGAUCCGCCCCGGACUCCUACGCUUCCUUCUACCAAGGCUACUCUCCUGCUAACAAGCCGCAGAAGAAGAAGCCCCCCAUUCCCAGAGGUGGGAAAGCCCCCUUCCCUGGCCCUCCAGGAGGUGGCGCCGGACCAGCGGCGGCGUACCAACCCAGCGGGCCGCCGGGUUUGGGCUCGUAUAAUCAGUACGGGCAGGGGAAGAAGAGCUUCGGCCAGAACCAGGGGGCGGCGAGCGUUUACCCCUACAGCACGGCUUACCCGAGCCAGGUGACGGGGGGGGCCGGGAGCAACCAGGACUACAGCUACGACGGUUUCAGCAGCCAGUCCGCCUACAGCUCACAGGGGGGCGGAAACCAGGGCUUCGGCCCCAACCACGCUCCGUACCACAACACCGGCUACGGCAGAGGCGACGGCGGCAUGAACUACCAGUACAGAUAGACGCCCCCCUCCUUCCUGUAGCAUCGGCGAAUCCAAAGAAAGGCGCUGGCCGUGCUCUGUGGCGUUUCCCUGCAGGUUCCUCCAUGUUUGUGUCCUUCACACGAGGCUGCAGACCAGAGUUCUGUCUUAGUGGUCUGCUCCGUGAUUCUUAACGUUCUGUCAUAUUUAACUUGUUUUCUCACCCACAGCUCUAAAUGUGAAGAAAUGUUAUUUUUUGUUUCUUUUUAAAAAGAGGGAUGCCACGUUUUCCCCUCGGAUGAAACUACUCGCAAAAUGCUGUAAAUAACUUUUAUUUGUUUUGAAGCGUUGCCUGUGAUUCUGGCUCAUUUUUUUAAUGAAUCUGAUGUUGAACUCUUAGUUCGGACGUUUCUGCACAGUGGAUCCCAUGGAGUGUUGCUGUUCAUGUGUUUGUAUUAAUAAAUGAUUUUUAUUUUAGAUUCUGAGA
Molecule: messenger RNA, 3123 nt
Organism: Oryzias melastigma (Indian medaka)
Lineage: Eukaryota; Metazoa; Chordata; Actinopteri; Beloniformes; Adrianichthyidae
Gene: ilf3b
Product: interleukin enhancer binding factor 3b
Exons: 18
Coding region: 159-2678 (839 amino acids)
Cellular component (GO): precatalytic spliceosome
Molecular function (GO): double-stranded RNA binding; single-stranded RNA binding
Source: RefSeq, a predicted model, not a curated record